GGCGGGGCUUGUCAGAAAACAGGUAGAGAGUGUAACAAUGGCGUCGCACUUCAGCGGAGUGCUGCAACUCACAGAUCUGGAUGAUUUUAUUACUCCGUCUCAGGAAUGUGUGAAACCAGUGAAGGUGGAGAAGAAACAGGGAAGAUCUGUGGCCAAAAUCCAAAUUGAAGAUGAUGGCAGUUAUUUUCAGGUCCAGCAGGAUGGGCAAAGGCAAAAGUUGGAGAAAGCAAAGAUUACUCUGAACGACUGCCUCGCAUGCAGUGGCUGCAUUACAUCAGCAGAAAGUGUCCUUAUAACCCAACAGAGCCAUGAGGAACUAUAUCGUGUGCUACGUCAUAACAAGCAGCAGGUUAUCAGUAGUGAGCAGAAAGUGGUGGUGGUGUCUGUAUCGCCGCAGUCACGAGCUUCACUCGCCGCACAUUACGGUCUUGGCAGCAGCGAUGUGGCCCGUAGACUCACCAGCUUCCUGAAGAACUUGGGGGUCCAUCAUGUGUUCGACACUGGCUUCAGUCGGACUUUCAGUCUGUUAGAGAGCCAGAGAGAGUUUCUAGAGCGAUUCAAUCGGAAGGAUGAGGACAAGAAGGCCUUACCGAUGCUGGCCUCUGCCUGUCCAGGGUGGAUUUGUUAUGCUGAGAAGACUCAUGGUGAAUUUAUCAUCCCUUACAUCAGUACGACCCGCUCACCUCAGCAGAUGAUGGGAUCUGUAGUCAAGGGUUACUUCGCCACUCAGACGGGGGUUUCUCCACAAAUGAUUUACCAUGUGACUGUGAUGCCCUGCUAUGAUAAGAAACUGGAGGCUUCGAGACCAGACUUUUACCUCAGCGAGUUUGAGACCAGAGAGGUAGACUGUGUCAUCACUUCAGGUGAAGUUCUGAAGAUGUUGGAAGAGGAGAACGUGUCUUUGAGGGAUGUGGAACCGGCACCUCUAGACACAAUGUUCAGUAAAACAUGUGGAGAGGAGUUGCUGAGUCAUGAAGGAAGUGGAUCGGGAGGGUAUCUUCAUCACAUCUACAAACAUGCCGCCAAACAACUCUUCGGGGUUGAAAUAGAGGAACUCGCAUACAAGACAAUAAAAAAUAAGGACUUCCAGGAAGUGACUCUAGAGAAGGACGGUACGGUUCUGUUGCGGUUUGCUGCUGUCUAUGGCUUCCGGAACAUUCAGAAUCUGGUGCAGAAGCUGAAAAGAGGGAAAUCCCCAUAUCACUUUGUAGAAGUGAUGGCAUGUCCAUCAGGAUGCCUUAAUGGUGGAGGGCAGCUCAAGCCGUCUUCAGAUCAGUCCAGUAAGGAGUUGCUUCAGCAGGUAGAAGAGUUAUACCGCGCUGAACGCACCUCGACACCUGAGGAGGACACACAAGUGGCUGAACUUUACCACAGCUGGUUCGAGAGUUUUGGAGAGGAGAAAGCAAGACAGUUGCUUCACACACAGUACCACGCAGUACAAAAAAACACCAAUGGGCUCAGUAUAAAGUGGUGAAAAGCCGAGAUGUGCCGAGACACUGAUUAUGUUUUGUGCUGUUUGUUUAGACUCAAAAAUGAUUUUGCUCACCAUUUUGUUGUUCAAACCCCAUUUAACUUCCUUCUAUGGAAUGGAAAGGAAAUGUUAGGCAGAAGGUUAGCCUCAGUCACCAUUCACUUUCAUACAAUGGAAAGCAAUGCUGAAAAUGUCCGGUUGAGAAACACUUUUCUUUCUUUUGUGAAUUCUUCAGCCAUACUUGAAAAGACAAACCAUUACCCUGAAUUUUUUUCAUGUAUAAUUUCUUCCCCUUGUCUUCAUUGAUCUUACAGGAAUCUAUUGUAGAAUAGAAUAGAAGCCUUUAUUUUGGUCACACAUUACACAUCCAUUUUUGGAUAUAUACAGUGAAAUGUGUUUGUGAGUGCAGGGUCAGCCAUGAUACUGCGCCCCUGGAGCCGAUAGGGUCGAGGGCCGUGCUCAAGGGUCCAACAGGGGCAUCUUGGCGGUACUGGGGCUUGAACCCCCCAAUCUUCUGGUCAGUAACCCAGAGCCUCAACCGCUGAGCCACCACUGCAGUAUUUAUGAUAAUAUUAUAAUUACGUGUUGCCAUGUUUGUAAUCAUUCCAUGUAUAUAAUAUUUAAUGAGAAAUUAA
Molecule: messenger RNA, 2106 nt
Organism: Xyrauchen texanus (razorback sucker)
Lineage: Eukaryota; Metazoa; Chordata; Actinopteri; Cypriniformes; Catostomidae
Product: cytosolic Fe-S cluster assembly factor narfl
Exons: 11
Coding region: 38-1474 (478 amino acids)
Biological process (GO): iron-sulfur cluster assembly
Cellular component (GO): cytosolic [4Fe-4S] assembly targeting complex
Molecular function (GO): 4 iron, 4 sulfur cluster binding
Source: RefSeq, a predicted model, not a curated record